AUGCGGUCAAACAGAGCGGGCGCUUGCUCUGACAGAUUCUAGCUUUAAACACAGGCCACCUCUGCUCGCCGUCGCCAAACAGAGUACGUAGCUCAAAAGAAAAUGGAGCAGGCCGGCCAAGGAGCGCAGCCCGCGAAGAAGCCGGCCGCGGAGGUGACGCUCCGGCGGUUCGGCCUCGACGACGUGGACGCCAUGAUGGUGUGGGCGUCGGACCCGCAGGUGGCCGCCGUGUGCCGCUGGGAGCCCUACGAAUCCACGGAGAACCUGCUCGCCUACAUCCGGGACGCCGUGCUCCCGCACCAGUGGCAGCGCGCCAUCUGCCUCCCCGGUGACGACCGCCCCGUUGGCGCGAUCUCCGUGUCGCCGACGGACGACGCCUGCCGCGCGGAGCUCGGGUACGUGCUGGCGCGCGCGCACUGGGGCAAGGGCGUGGCCACGGCGGCCGUGCGGCGGGCGGUGGCCGCGGUGUUCGGCGAGGUGGAGGGGCUGCAGCGCGUGGAGGCGCUGGUGGACGUGGCCAACGUGGCGUCGCAGCGGGUGCUGGAGAAGGCCGGGUUCCGGCGGGAGGCCGUGCUGCGGCGGUACUGCGUGCUCAAGGGCGCCGUCAAGGACAUGGUCAUCUUCAGCUUCAUCUCCACCGACACUGUGCUGGUCGAAUGAUUGGUGUGAUAAUUCAGCUUAAUGUAUAUCCAGGCGAAAAGAAAAUUUCAUAAUGUCAUGCGAAACUUUGCUUUCUUUA
Messenger RNA from Triticum aestivum (bread wheat), 739 nucleotides. RefSeq lists its product as uncharacterized. The record is from RefSeq and is a predicted model, not a curated record. Gene Ontology annotation, molecular function: acyltransferase activity, transferring groups other than amino-acyl groups. The coding region runs from base 103 to 660 and encodes 185 amino acids. NCBI's taxonomy places the organism in Eukaryota, Viridiplantae, Streptophyta, Magnoliopsida, Poales, Poaceae. The transcript has a single exon.